Messenger RNA from Cheilinus undulatus (humphead wrasse), 2745 nucleotides. RefSeq names its product immunoglobulin superfamily DCC subclass member 3. The transcript has 19 exons. Gene Ontology annotation, molecular function: protein binding. Gene Ontology annotation, biological process: axon guidance; cell-cell adhesion. The coding region runs from base 1 to 2688 and encodes 895 amino acids. The record is from RefSeq and is a predicted model, not a curated record. Gene Ontology annotation, cellular component: axon; plasma membrane. Lineage: Eukaryota; Metazoa; Chordata; Actinopteri; Labriformes; Labridae.
AUGGCAGAGCGACUCAAGACAGGGAAGAAGUAUAAAAUCAAAGACUUCCUUGAACGUCUCGUAAAUGGAGCGUUAUCCAAACUUGACUCCUUGGGUUCAGGAAAUGAGGAGGAUGGUGAGGAUAGUGAGAUAGGUGAUUCAGAGAGGGGCAGUGGUGGAGAGGUAACAUGCAUGUCAGAAGAACGAGAUUUGGCGGAUGAGACUGAGGUAGAGGAGACAGUUUGGUUGGAGUACAGGCUGGAUGCCAAGAGGGCCAAUGUCCAGACCAAAGACAUCCAGGAUCUCCUCCAUUUCAAGAUGAAUGUGGCCCAGUGUCUGCACACCUCUGCUGGAGGGAGAAAGGCUCCUUUUCAUACCAUGGAUGCUGCAGCAUCUAAAACUCCUGUGGUAGUGCACUCCAAUGCCACGAUGGCAAACUUUGAGCUGGACUCUUCUUCUGUGGACACUGGGAAGGAGAGCAGCCAUCGCAGAGUUCAAGGUUCUUUCUUUGCAUACGAGGACAUUAACACCCAAAAAGAUGCAGGAGACAGGGAGUGUCACCAAGGUCACGGCGGAGAGGGGACGAGAGUGGAGAGGAGAGCUCUGGUGGCAUGGGAAAGUCACCUCAGAGAUGGCUGCUGUUCGGCCUCCGAGCUCUCCUUCCUGCAGGAGCCCAGCGACGUGAUCGCUGUCAGGGAUCGUCCGCUCAUGUUGCACUGUCGGGUUCAAGGCGACGAACCCAUCAUGGUGACAUGGCGUAAGAACGGCAUUCCUUUACCUACCAGCCCGCGGGUUCGGGUGCUGGCUAACGGGACACUGUUUAUCCAGAGCUUCCAGAAACGCAGAGAUGGGAAUGACGCAGACAUGGGCGAGUACGACUGUGCUGCACAAAACCGCUACGGCAUGCUGGUCAGCCGGAAGGCCAAAGUUCUCUUGGCAUCUCUUCCAAAGUUCCACACGCACCCCACAUCUAUGUCCGUGGAUGAAGGUGGUGUCGCUCGCUUCCAGUGUCAGAUCAACGGAGUACCUGAGGCCAACAUCACCUGGGAGAAAGACAAAGUGCCCCUCAACACCUCUGACAACAGGUACACUCUCCUGCCGAUGGGGAUCCUCCAGGUGACCGGCGUGAGGCAGGUGGAUGCUGGAGUUUUCCGCUGCAUGGCCACAAACAUUGCCAACACUCGAUACAGCCACGAGGCCAUGCUCAACAUCACAGGUGGAGCUCCCAGGACGUACAAGGAGCCAGUGAUCCUGUCCGGUCCUCAGAAUCUGACCAUCACGGUCCACCAGACGGCCAUCUUGGAGUGCAUCGCCACAGGAAACCCCCGCCCCAUCGUUUCCUGGAGCAGGCUCGACGGGCGCUCCAUUGGCGUGGAAGGGAUCCAAGUUCUGGGGACGGGGAACUUGAUGAUCUCAGACGUCUCUCUUCAGCACUCAGGUGUUUAUGUGUGUGCCGCAAACCGACCUGGCACCAGGAUGAGACGAACGGCACUCGGACGACUCGUAGUACAAGCUCCUCCUGAGUUCCUGCAGUGGCCGCAGUCCGUCUCCAAACCAGCAGGGGGCAGCGCCGUGUUCACCUGCGUGGCUCAGGGUGUCCCAGAGCCUCACCUGAUCUGGCUGAAGAAUGGGAAGGUGCUGACGCCGGGACACAACGUCAAACUGACCAAUAAUAACAGCACCCUGGCUCUGACCCGGAUCAGCUCUGACGACGAGGCCAUCUACCAGUGCAUCGCAGAGAACAGCGCCGGCACCAACCAGGCCAGCGCCCGCCUGGCUGUGGCCCAGGCUAAAGACCUGCCGGCGGCCCCUGAGGGCCUCACAGCCAGCGCCCUGUCCACCACAGCCCUGCAGAUCAGCUGGAGCGAAUCGCUCGCCAACGUCACAGAGAGCAUCAUUGGAUAUGUGCUGCAUAUCCGGAAGAUUGGAGAGCCGGACAGUCUGGAGCUACAGGAGGCGAUCAGUAAAGGAACCUUCCAGCACAGCGUGUCUAACCUUGAGCCAGCAACCACCUACUCGCUCUACCUGAAGGCGUACUCACCUUUAGGAGCCAGCCAGCAGUCUAGCACUGUGGUCGCCACAACACUAGGAGGCGUGCCGACUGCUCCCACCUUCUUCACUAAGGUGGUGAACACCAGCGCCGUUCAGGUCCUCUGGGAGCUCCCAAGCAAGGCCGGCAAGGCUGAAGGAUUCAGGCUGUCAUACCGCAGGGUCCCCCAUGCUGACUUUCAGGGGCCUAUCCAGCUGCCUUGUCACAUUAAUGCCCACACCAUCACAAAGCUGGACUCUGGUGCCGUGUAUGAAGUCAAACUGGUGGCUUAUAAUGGAAACGGGGAGAGCGACUGUUCAAAGAGACUGGUGUCACUGGCUGAGGAAGGCGUGAGCGACCCGGCUGCUGGAAACAGUUUGUGUCAGUGCAGAGAAGGAGAAGCCUCGCUGGGCAGCAUCGUCAUCGGCAUCCACAUUGGCACGGCCUGCAUCAUCUUCUGUGUGCUCUUCCUUAUGUUUGGAUAUAGACGAAGUCUGUUUUGCAGCAAAGGGACUCAGGAUAACUGGACUGUACCUAGAGAAAACACGGGACAUAACGGGGUACCUAAAGACGGAGCGAACCGGACCAGGAUGGAGUCAGUGCCUCAGGUCUGUACUUCACAGUGCCAAGUCGUCAUUGAGCAACACAUGUCUGGUUUGCCUGGCACGGUCACUGGCUAACACUGGCUAACAACACCCAACAUCCCUUCCCCCAACCCUCCAACAGCCUCACUUAGA